Molecule: messenger RNA, 11158 nt
Organism: Amoebophrya sp. A25
Lineage: Eukaryota; Dinophyceae; Syndiniales; Amoebophryaceae
Source: the annotation of a GenBank genome assembly
AUGCACUCAGCUGGAGAGCUUGGGCGCACGCCGUCGGCGCCCAGCUCGACGCGUCGACGGCAAUCGAUUGCUUUUCCCUCAGUCGUCGUGGACAAGAAAAAGGUUAUGAUGAUAGGAUUGGAACUGGUAGAAGCGUAGCGUCUGAUUUGAACUUCAUGGUCUUCAGAAGUACUUCUGAUGUAGUGAAUUUAAUCGUCCGUUUUUUCUAGCAGAACCACAAGUCCAUUCACACUCUCUCGACCCUCUCUAAAAAUCUGAACAAUUUCCUUGUGCAAGCGGUGCAAGCUGGGGAUUUGGACCAGAUAACUGCACUCGUUCUCGAAGAUGGUGCCGAUCUGGAGUCGAAGGACAGGCUGGGCCGACCACUCACUGUCGUGGCGAAUCUUUCCUUAAGAUUACAAUACAAUACAAUUAUAAUCUUUUUUUUGUAGUGCGAGCGAGUUCAGAUAAGUCAAAACCUACCUGCGUAAUUUGCAAGCGAGUUCCGAUAAAUCAAAACCUACCUGCGUUUUUUCUCGCACAAAGUUCAGUGUAGUACUCGCUCGCACUACAAAAAAAAAAUAUCAGUGCAGAUUGAAAUUGAAGUUGAAAUGAAGUAGAGCUGUUUAAGUAUCCUUGAACCUUGAACCCUCAAUUCUCUAAUCUGCGAACUUCUCAUGCCUCAUCAAAAGGAUGAUUGCAUGCGCCUGCUGCAGGAGCUGCCGGGCCGCUUGGCAACACAACUGGAGGGGGACACGUUUUCAGGUUUGAAAAUGAAUACCAACGCCACAAAGCAUAAGCAUUGCCAUAGGAAUCGGACAGUGAUAUCCACUUUCGCCGAACAAAUAGAUCGUGGGACGAUGAGCACCACACAGAUGAAACGGAGUGCGAGUGACUUGGCACAGUAAUAUUAUAAAUAGUAUUUUACCACACAGAUGAAACGGAGUGCGAGUGACUUGGCACAGUAAUAAAUAUUUUUUAGAGUACUCGAAAACUGAAAAUAACCGAGUUACUCACUGGAAUAAGGGAGGUAGCUUUGACAGGGCUACUCUUCCUUGUUCCGUAUCUCGCUUAUUUUCAGUAGUCACUCGCUUAUUUCAGUUUUUCGAAUAGUUCUUAUUCUUAUUCAUUGGCACAGGAGCCAGAGCAUCCUUUAUCUUUUUUCGAUUUAUGUCUCGGCGCACCACUGACUCACAUGCAGCUGUUCCAGCACUACAACUAUGUUUUGUUAACAUGCUGUUGCUGAGUGUUAGUGUUAGUCUGAGUACCUCGAAUCACAACCCUUCUUCUGGGCACGCGACACUAGAGAGUCGGGACCCUUCUUCUGACACUAAAAAGUCGAGACCUACUUCUCCAUCAUCAUCGGACCCUACCUCCACGUCCACCACUACCUAGUCUAAUCACGACUACCACUACCUCUAGGCACGCGACACUGAAGAAUCCGGAUCUGUUAAAGAUACCUCAAGAGCAAUACAGGAAAACGCUACCGACGUGGACAAGAGGAGUAGGAGGAGAGCCUACGACGAAUGCGCUGUCUAGGGUACUAGAUUUACAUAAAGCUGCACUAACUUCUGUUGAUAAUUAACAUCCAUUCAUCUUGGUUUGUUUACAACUACGGGUCUAUCUGAUUGUUCGAGGUGGUCAGUGCGGGUGCUUUGGGGCUUACAAGUGAUACCUAGUUGAUGGCGCCAAGAUCAGAAGAGGAGUAUGACCAAUUUUCUUUCCUGAGCCUUUUUUCCGGUUUUGACCUCGUUCCAAUAUUUUCCUGAUGAUCCAUCUAAGCUGAUGCUUCCUUCUAGAAACUGUCCUUAUCAAAUAUCAGAAAAAUAAAUUGAAAUUGUUUUUCACUCACUUCCAGAACCUGUCGUUAUCUUUUUUCACUCUCACACCUAGAAUUACUUCCACAACAAACAGUCUGGCAACCUCCUGUAUUCCGACCCGACGUUGAUUCAAGAGAACGCGGGAGCAUGGGGACAGCUACUUGGAUUAUGGUCAGCUUUUAUCCCUCUCUCUCUCAGCAUCUCGCCACCCUUUUCAUCCCAUGACAAACAAGGGAAGAGGGGCCGAUAUUAAUGGUGGGGGACCCUAACCCUAACCCUAAAAACCCUAAACCCCUAAACACCCGUGGGGGACCGAGAUGAAGAGAGCCGGACUCUAAUCGGAAGCCGAGAGGUCGCCUUGUACUACAUGUCUAGAUCACCCAAUUUGUUGCAAUUGAAUCAGCAAAGGAGGUCAAAAUGCUGGCAAGCGCUACAGGACGUGUUGAAGACGAAACCACUGGUCUUCUGGGUCAUGCAUCAAAGUACUUUUUCUUGUUGUAUCUUUCGAAGUCUUUUUACGGUAUUUGGUAACCUGAAUUUGAUCAUAAGGGAAAACAAGAAGAGAACCCUUAUGAUCAAAUUCAGGUUACCAAAUAAAAGAACCAUACAGGGGGUUCCGCGUUCGUUCGAGAAGUUGUUGGCUUUACGUUCUCAAAAAACCGCGUUGUACCUACGUAGCGGCAGCUUCCAGUUCUGACCCAAUUUAAGUAUGCCUGUAUAAUUAGAGGCUUACUAAUUACUAAUUACUAAUUGAUCUAUUUUCAGUAAUCACUAAUUACUGAAGAUUAUAGAUCAUUAGCAUUACCUUCUUCAGGUUGCGUCCCCCAACGCUUAUAGAAGUCCAGAAAUCUUGAUGACAUUCUUCAGGUUGCGUCCCCCAACGCUUAGAAGUACUCGGUCGAAGUACCUACGGGUCGUCUUUUCAGGGGACUUAUUCUCGUAUUGACGGAUGCCGGAUUAACGACAAAGUGGUCUACGUGAAGGACGAAAUCAUUCCGCCAAAACCGAAGAUUGGUGCACCAGGGGGACCUGCUGGAACAGAACAGCCGAGUAUUAUGACGAAACUCGAUUGCUCAUACUCACUGUAAAAGUCAAUGCAUGAGUUAUCAUCACUAGAGUGGUGAGAGAAUCAUGCUCGUUCCUCCCUCGACACGUUCUUGCUCAACUACCAGAAAAUCAGGGACUUCGACGGACAACUUGUUUACUUUCAUGCUCAGUGUAAAAGUCAAUGCAGUGUAAAAGUCGAUACAGACGGGGACAACAAGUGGCAAAGUGCUACAACUAGUGCUAUACGAAGAUGAUGAUAGAUUAUGCAGCCGCGAGCUUUCAUUUGCGCAGACACUAAUACCAACAUGAUCAUAGCAUCUUAAUCUUUUUCUUUUCUAAACUUCAUCUUAUCGUAGAAGUACAACUAGAUGAUAGUUAGAGUUGAUGUUGCUAAGGCAUGCCUCUACUACCUUCACUUGCUUCUAAUCUCCGCGGCUCCUCAUCCCCAGGAAAGAAGAAGAAGCAAAGUCCAGACGCCGCACCAGAGAUUAAGAUACCGUCGACUGUGAUGUACCUGCUUCUUGACGAGCAACAGAAAUGGCAAAUUACACCUACAAGAGAGCCAGUAUCGAAGAUACCGCUGAAACGUGUAGAGCCAACGGUGAUCAGGGAUUUGGGCAAGGUAAGUAGUCUUUCCCAUUGCCCAAUAUAGUAGUCUUUCUAUUCUUACGUCUUCAAAAACAGCAAUAUCAUGUUGAUUGUGGCAGUAGACUCUCUGUGUCAUGAUCAUCUUCGUCAAUUUUGAUUUUCCAAAAACCACCUAGCAGGUAGACAGUAGAGCAAUCUUAGAUCCGAGUCAGCUGUAUGUCGAGCACUAUCCAUGGGAGUUGCGACAGGGUGGCGGAAAAUUCGCCGAAGAUCGAAAACUGAAAGUUCUUCCUUUGGGUGAAGGGAAGCACUUUACAGCAAGUCCAUUGUUUUAUUAUGGAUAGGAAUCAAUCAUGGGAUGGGUGGAGAAAGAAUCUAUAUUCCAUGAUCAUGAAGUAAUCCUGUAAUCCUUUAUUUUUACACAACUACAUCCGUGAUGAUAGACAUAGAGUUAGACGAGAAGAGCAAGGAAAACUAGAGGUGCGUUCCGCCGAGAUGAAAAGGUUGCGGUCGUAUUCCAUACAUGUGCUUUAUCCUCUCUCUCACAAAGCGAAAACGAAAUGCAGUUGGAACUUAAUUACUACUAGUCUUAUAGACUGAUACCCUACGGUCGUCACGAAAGGCGACAUCAGGGCAACAAACAUGACUUCUAACGUUCUUUGACACCGGAGCUGAUCCGAUGCAGCUAUGGCAUUUUGAAAGAGAUGCUGGGUCCGCUGUGGGUGGUGAAUGACAGAACGAUACCACAAUAUGAAGUUUGUCCGGAUCUGCGAAAGAAAGAUUUAGCUUUAAGGCUUCCCGUUGGCCGCGUAGCUCAUCUUGAGAAGCAUCUUUGACAACACGUCGCACGGGGGAAGACGUCAAAGAUGAGUUUGAAGAUGGAUCCACUGAAGCUUCAAUGAGGUUCACAGAAGAGGAUAGCGAAGCGGGUGAGAUGCUUGCGUUCAAAAAGUUGGGAGCAUUUAGUGGAGCUAAGAGUAUUCUCUUUUGCAUGACCGCUACAGGUUUGAUGAGAUAUCUUCUUUGCUAGCUCUGCUGGUAGAAUACUACAUCCACAGGUUUUUUUGUGACAGUCCAGGUCAUCGGAAUCGAAUCAUUCAGUAUACUGAGUAAUAUUUAUAGGAUCUAUUUUUACGACUUCUUCAAACACAAAGGAACCCACUUUCAUCACAACAGAUUUCAUAUACCUGCGAGCAAACUACUAGCAAAACAAAGAAAUCUCUCCUCAACAGAUUUCAUCUACCUGCGACCGAACCAAUAUCGCCCUGACGGCCUGCCUCUCGAAGAAACUGUGUGUGAGAUGGUAUUGUGGGAUCCGGUGACAGUCUACCUCCUCUUUUUUAAGGGCGCUUCCCCUAUAAUAAAGGAUGACGACCAAGACCAUCUUGAAGGAUGAAGAAUCUCGAAGCUGUCCACCUCCUAAAGGGAGAGGAAGAGGUAUCGAGAUGCGUCUCAAAAUCGAGAGGGGUUAGGAGCAUCAAGAUGCGUCUCAAAAUCGAUAGCCGUUAGGAGCAUCAAGAUGCGUCUCAACCUUGUACCAUGCAUAACAAGGUGAGCUCUAACUUUUUCCGCACCGGUUUAGCCGAGGAAGAUCAGCUGACGACAGAGGUGCCGUGGCUAGCCGAGUGGACCGAAGAACUUGGAAUGAUGCUGCCACGAGUAGACCAAUGGAAAGGAGGCCGAUUUCGUGUCUUCACAAAGUCUUUUCCGAGAGGGACGGCGAGUACUACUGUAGUUAUAGAUACUAAGAAGAUGAACAAUUCGACUUGUGAAUUUGAACCUGCAGUACUCCAUCUACUACGACCACUAGAAGUCUACAUUAUAGCAUAGGUCUUUCUUGUACGACUACGACAAUCUAUCACAUCAUCCCUGGAACAUCACAACAGAGAUCCCCGGCAGUGGUUUGGGCGUUCGGCCACCGCUAAUAUACGGUCGCACAGGAGCAUAUGGAUACAGCGUGCCACUUAGUCGCGGUCUGUUUUAAGGCUAUUCGAAAACUCAAAAUAUAUAUUUAUUUAACCGAGUUACUGACUGAAAUAAGGGAGGUAGCUUAACAUCAACAAGGCUACUCUUCCUUCCCAUCAGUAUCUCGCUCAUUCUGGUCAGUUACUUGCUAGUCCAUUUUUAUCUCCUACUGUGAGUUAUAAUUAUCCUCAGUGAAGUCCCUGUCCCCUUACAGUUUGCUAGGAGGAGCCACUGACUUAAGAAUUAAAACUAACGAAACACAAACACUACCUCGUCCUCGUCUAACUCUUAGUAAACUACUCUCAGAAAUUAGGAGAUCCGGCAUUCUGCAUAACGGACCCAAGCUAUGACCCUGUAGCGAUUGCAGCCAGAGACCAAGAACUAGAGGAUAAUCCGGAGGAGCCGCCAGCAUUAGAGUUAUGUUCUUAACUAUAGUAUACGAUUAUAAGCAUCCAGAUGCAUUAGAGCAGUUCUUAUGUUCCCUGUAUCUAUCGUAUAAGUAAGUUGUUGCUAAAACUAAGUAGGUUGAAGUCAGAGUAGAGCAAGUUUAGAAAUGCCAUUCAGGGUUAGGGUUUAGGGUAGUUAUCAUGAAGAUUGUUCAGGAUCCUCCUAUGUAUGAUGAAGAUGAACCCCAACAAAAUAUCUCGGAAAUUCAAUACACGAUGAAGAGGAGCAGAAGACUGCGAUGGCUGAAUGGCAGGCUCGACAGGUGGAACAUCUGCAUCCCGGCGACUACCAACUUUUGAUGUUGGGCAGCUUCGAUGCAUUCAACGAUUACACGUACCUGCAUUAUGACGUGCUGGGAUGUUGUAUCUACUUCCUGAUGUGUGGGUAAAAUCAAAAGAAUUAGAAUUGCCAUCACCUUCGCUUCACGUGUUGGUAAGAAGUGGGAGUUGAAACAAACCGUUCCAGUACGAAGGCUUCCUCUAAUUACAACUUGUAUACGAGGAUGUAGCGAAUACAGAGAGUGGCACCGACGUUUCGCAGUUCACGUUGCAGGUGGCAAAACCAGUAACCGUUUUUCUCUGCUACAUGACCGAGAAGAUUAUGUCAUGAAAUUGAUAAUAUCUUUCUAGGCUCCUCGUGCUUCUCGCAGGACUUACUGGAACUACAACUCCGAUUGUAUGAUCGAUUUCAGUAUGCCUCAGCCUGCUCUACUUCUAAGAAAAUUCCUGAAGACGUGCGAGUAUGGCAUGUGACAGAAAGGUGGAAGAGCGAUGAACGAUUGAAGCCGCCAAUCAUCCGCAAUCGGAAAACAAGACACGAUCACCAGGCUGUGCUCAUCAAAACGAAAGAUUUCCCGAUAAGGCUUGGAAGAUGCGGUUAGUUGACUGAGUCAGAUAUGCUAUGUAGUAAAAAAAUUAUGCCCAAUCCUCGGCUUAAACUACAGCUGAUGUACUGCAUUUGCAUUAAGUAACAUACAUUAGUAGCUCAUUAGUUAAUGCAGCUUAACAUUAGUAUCUCAUGAGUAACUUAACAUUGUGAUAUUCGACUAAUCUAUCACUUUUAGUUAAUGCAGCUGCGAUAAACGACAUAAUAUCGAUGUACUGCAUUUGCAUUAUGUAGUAACCUGCCCGCACUCCUCUUUGACGAGAAACGAAACCGCGUCAACGUCAGCACUUCUACAAGCUUUUCUUCUAAUCCACGCCGGCGAGAUCAAGAUCAAGAGUAGUCAGGGUGCUCUGCUAGUGGCAUUCUUCAAGCCGAUUCCAGCUAGAAACGCGGAGGAAGAUGAUGUGGAUUUACGGCUGAUAAUAGUUCAUCUUCACAGAUUAGUUACUCGUCUACUCAGUCGGGUAGAAGUCCUUUUUGGAACCUGAGAGUAGAACUCAUCGCAGGCUGACUGUAUGAAUAUAGCAGGGCAGUUUAUAGCACGCAUCGAGUAGCAUGGAGUGCAUGGAGCGCAGAGCUUUAAGGAGCGCAAGAAGCUCCCCCUUUAGCUCCAUGCUACUCCAUGUGAUCCAUGCACUCCAUGCCAUGCGAGCUGUGAAACCUUAUAAAUUGCUCUGAUAUAAAACAACUCAUCUGCUUCAGCACAGAUUGAUUAGUUACUUGCGUCAGUGUCCUUCUUAUAAGUUACUUUUGUCAGCUGCAAGACGAGAAGAAUUGGAACCUGUUAGAAGUUGUAGAACUCAUCUCAGUGGCUGCUCCUGACAGUACUAUCAAUAUAGAAGACCAGAUCUUCAUGAGUCCUAGCACAAUGAGAAGUCCUAGCACCGUCUAACGGAUCCGGCGAAACGUGAAUUGACUACGCGCCCUACACUCUUCAGCAGCUACGAGAAAGUAUACGAGCUCUUUAAUCGCCUUAGGGAAGAAUUCGGCGAUGAUGCGGCAAGAAGGUAUUCAUAACUCUUGACCACUAAACUCGUUGUGGUAGGUUUUAAUGAAAAUGUGACACCCCAAAUGACGCAUCGCAGGGACGAGUUAUAUUCAAUUAAUUAUUUUUUGCAAUUUUGCUCAGUAGGGGUCGUCGGACCACUGCCAGCACUACAAUUUCGGUAGCUUUUCAAGAAGAUGUAGCACACCAAUUGAGUCGUGGUUGGAGGCUGUCCAGUUUUUCAGUUUUUCUCUGUUGGGUUUGUCGGACCUGUGCAGAGAACCAGGAAGCCAUGAAGAUCAGAGGUGAGAGCAUCUCUAACCUAUCGUACGCACAAACGGCAAUCAGUCAGAUCACUGUGAAAAUCAACAAUGCCUGACAUGAUACGUUCUGUGAAUUAACCACACCAUUCAUGUUCUUGACGACAAACAUCUACUUAGCAAGGUAUCUGCAGCGUUCGGAAAUAACGACCGGUUAUCAGCUCUCUGGUCAAUGGAUAUCUCGGCUCGGCAGAGUCAACACUUGGGUCAGGGAGUUGAAAUUAAGGUCAGCUUUUAGCCAUCUUUCUCAGCAUCUCGAAGAUGCCCUUUUGUUCCCUUGGAUUUUUUCAUGGGAAACAAAGGGGCCAACAUGAAGAGAGGACCGAGAAAAAAACAAAAUGCUGACUCUAAUGAAGCUUGAACAUAUAGAGGAGUUCCGAAUACUGGCGAGAGAAGAGGUGGAGCGCGCUUGUGAGAGAUUUCCGGAGAUACUGAGGGCAACCGGUCCUCAUCUAACUGUAUGGGUUCUUGGUUGUACAACAACUUAAACUUUGUUAUCCCUCUAGGCACGAAUUUGAUUGUGAAUUGAUAAUAGAUUUCUUUGUGCUUACAUUGAAUGUUUUUCUUCUAGUGCCACCUGUACUAGUACUAUACUAUAGGUACAAAAAUCAUCACUCCUUCUACCUCCUAGUAGGAGGUUUGAUUAUAUAACUGAGACCCUCAUCUAGCUAGGUAGAUGAGUGAAUGAAUGAAUGAAUCUACUUCUACUUCCUGAACAGAAAUAGAUUUUUAAGACAGACAUAUAGCACCCAGACGGACCCUCGUCUUCUAAAAACAGCUGCUUUUCAAGCCAUGGUGCAGGAGGACGUCUUUGGGGGACACAAGCAAUUGCGUUCGGCGCUACAGAAGAGCCCACCGCUCUUACAGGUGGAGGCAAGGGUAAUCAAGCGAGCAAACCAUCUGAUCAUUAAGACUCUAUUUAUGUUUGAAGUGUCAUCAACACGGACUGUGACUGUGUGUAUGGGCAAUGGGAGAGCACAAGGCUAGUAGCUGUACCAAUCGUCCUUUCAUCCCUAGUAUACUAUAUUCCGACUCAAUGUUCUUCUUCUAAGACAAAAAAGUAUGUGUGUGAGUCUUCCGUUUCCUUUCCAUGCCAGAAUAUGAUUAGUUUGAGUCUUCCUUAUAGCGACUGCUCUUCUACUGUUUCUAAGACCGAAGACGUGUUUGAAGAGGAGUCGUCAGUGCUAUUUGAGGCUCAUCCAGACCUCCUGCAAUUGGGCGAUGCAAUCGAGACGCUCUUUAACAAGCUGUAUUAUGAAUGGUUAGAACAAAAAAAAGUGAGUGUGAGUCUGGUAGAAUGUGUCUGCAUACAACUGUAUGAAUUAUGUGAUAGAUUUCGAUGUUGUAGGUCUCAUCUUCGUUUUUAGGCGCUGCUAGUGCUAUACCUUAGGCUAGUUUUCGAUUUUUGUAGUUGCUUAACGUCAACGGCUCUAUACCUUCGUUCUAUUUUUCAUCUCAUGUAGUUGGCUAUUCGCAACAUAAGUACAUGACAUUAGAAACCUCAUCCGCAUUCUCCCUCCGACCCCUACAUCAGCUGCUCCCUCUAUAUUGCCUCCUUUCUCUACAUUUUCCCCUUCUCGCCCUGCAUCUGCCUCUCCUUCAUUCUCCCGCUAUGUUUCCGCUCGAGUUCGUUCGCCACCGACUGAAGCAGAGCGUGAAGGAAAGCAACCUGUGGCAGCAGUGGUACAAGAUGUUGAGACGCUCAAACGCAGAGCAGGACGAAUGUUAAGGCUAGACAUUCACUAUCUUGUGUGAGGUAUCGAUCCUGACUGGCGUUCACCUUGAUUUAAAGGGGGGAGGAAGCAACUCAACUGGCUCAAUCACAGAUAGUGAGAGUCUAGCGCUAAAAAUGGAUUGGUAGGCUACAGCCUUACGAAGACCAAAAAGCGGUGCAGUCACAAACUGGCAAGAUGAAAUGGUAGGACAGGAGAUACAAGGAAAAUUUUGCCAACGUUGUGGUCCUUCGCACUACCUAGCAGGUGUAGAUAUUAUGACCGUGGUCGGGCUUUUUCAGAAUACAAGCGACUCCAUUCUUGAGUUGCAUUUCGAUAUUCAACAUCGGACUUACAGCUACAGAGGUCUUUUUUGCUCGUAUCUAUAAUUUCGACUAAAAUUAGAUGGAGGCUUCGACGAGUCUCUACAUAAACAAGGAGGUUUUUAGGACAGCAUCAGGACUAAUUCGACUUAUUCUUACACGCUAUCACUAUUUUAUGAUUUUUACUUACUUGAUUUCAUACAAUGUAUGCCAUGUUAGUGGUGGCGCUCGCGGCCGCAACUUCAUCUUGAACAGGUUUAUCAGUUUUGCAGACGAAAUCACAUAAAAUGCUCGUAGUUAAUGAAACACAGGCUCUGACUGAGACUCUGUCUUGUCACAAUUUGAUAGCCUUCUGCCAAUGUCAUUCUCAUUAUUUUUGUGAUGAGUAUGAGCUGCUCUGUAAAUGUUACUACAGUUGGAGGUUUGUGAGUUGUUCGUUUUAAUACAUGCACGUCCACCAGGAACGCAAACGACGGGAUUUUUGACUUAGAACUUAGCUGAAGAACAAGUGGCAAACUACAAAAGGACCUAAAACGAUAUCAUGCGCCUCUCGCUUUCGCUUACUUCCCUUCGGAUUCGUCUUGUCAUUUUCAUAAUGAGUCAUUCCAUUCUGUAUAAUAUCAUGCUAAAUAUUAGUAUGGAUCACCACCAAAGGCCAUGAGCUUUCUCAACAUCCCAGAGAAUAGAGUUGGAAUAGCGUAAGUACACGGUUUUCGAUUGUCAUAUUGGUUUUUGAUCACGAUAGAACUAACUGCUAGAAGACCAUGAUUCACUCUUAAGAAACCCUUGUAGCCACAUAUACGGAAGAUGCAAGACAAGGUCUGCUGAUAUGGCGUGGGCUCUUCUGAUUACCCAUUUGCACAGAGAUGUGAGUACUAAAACACGCAUGUUGUAGUGUCAAAACGCAGAUGUGGUUGUUGACGACAUUUCCUUGCGAGAUCGUGACUGUUAGGAAAAAAUCAAAGCACCACCACCACCUUUCGUAUGAUACACUCAACGUCGUCAGCCUGUUGCAGGAGAAGAAAGGCACCUCUAAUAUACACUCAACACGCCUUAGGAUCGGCUGGCCAUCUUCAUGGUCCACAAU